Messenger RNA from Musa acuminata AAA Group (dessert banana), 2177 nucleotides. RefSeq lists its product as uncharacterized. Bases 316 to 1890 code for a protein of 524 amino acids. The record is from RefSeq and is a predicted model, not a curated record. Lineage: Eukaryota; Viridiplantae; Streptophyta; Magnoliopsida; Zingiberales; Musaceae. The transcript is spliced from 7 exons.
GUUAACGGUUUAACCAAGUCGUCGCGGCCGGAUCCCGUUUUCGCGCGUGCAAGUCGGCGGUGCCUCCGUCUCUCUCUCCACCUUCCGCCGGUGCCCGGUCCUCGCGCUCCCUGCCGCGUUGUAUCCACCAGAGAAUAUUCUGCCACAGAAAGUUGAGUUGAAGCUGCAACGAUAAAUUCGACCAGCGAGUUAAAUCGUCUGCUUGACCACCAAGCCCUCUAUUCUGCCUUUGAGGGUUUAAGUGGCAGGCAUUGGUGACAUCAGCGGCGGGUGACACGAGGGGUGGACGAACUAAGAGAGGAAGAAGGUUUGGAGAUGGAUAUUUCUUUUGAAGAUGGGAAAAGGUUAUGGUCUCUCAUGUGGAACAAAGAAGAGCUGAUCACAAGGAAAAGGAGAUUUUUGAUGGGAUCAGCUUCUACAUCUGAAGGGAGCCCAAAGAAGCAUAAAAGACCCAAACUUUUGACAGAAUUGUACUUACUAGAGUCAUAUGUUAGGAAUGAUGACCUGCUAUCAGAACAGUUGACAAAUAUUAUUGGAAACCCAAUAAAUUAUCAUGAUGACAAGUCUCUGCAUUACACACCCACCUCUAGUCUUUGUCUUUCAUCAGUUUCCAAUAUGUUGGAAGAGCUGGAUGAAAUGUCCUAUCAGGAGCUUACUGCAACAAACAGAAAACUUCGAGGUGUAUCACUGCUCCCUCAAUUUCCACCUGCUCGGUGUACUGGAAAUAGAGGUUUGCUAAUUAAACGGGUGAAGAAAAGAUUCAAUAAAUUGCUGUUAAAACUCAAGGAUGGGGAUGCGUUGCCAGAGCCAUUAGUUAAAGCAUUGUCCAUUAUUUAUUUGUCUUACACGCAUAGAUCCAGACAUGUUGAUAUGCUAACAUCAGAGUUUUACCCCUUUCCACCAGAGACAGUGGACUUGCAAAAUGAUAUCAUGAAUGCCCUUUGGUUGCUUCCGAAGGUUAAACAUGAUGAGCUGAAAGCAUUGCAUGCAUUAAUGGAUCCAAAAGCUGAAGUUCCUCUAAAGUGUUUCAGGAAUGUGCUCAGGAAAUACUUGAUGGAAUAUUUGUUUGAAUGUAGCGAAACAAGUAUCACACAGGAAGCCUUGAGAACCAUUGAUUUUAUAAACAGGAAGAUGCACAGUCAGACUCUUGUGUUCUCUAAAGAGACAAUACAAGAGGAGGUUGAAGCUGCAUUGAUCAUGAGUCGUUGGCUUAAACAAAUGAUAUCAAGCGUUUUUUCAGAACGAAGUGACAAACAAUGUUUUGUGGGGUUUGGUAAUGACAAAAACAUUAAUUCUUUUAAUAUGGUUGGAACCAACUAUUUCAUGGGUCUUGGUGACAAUGAACAUGACCAUAUGUACAGUUAUUGCUCUAAUUAUGAAGCAGAAGCUACUGGGGAAUCAGGACCAGGCGUUUCUAGAUCAUUCACCACUGGUAGCAACUCUUUUUUAGUCACUGGGACUGGCAAUCAAACUAGUGGUAAUAGCUCAACGAAGCCUGAAGUUGAGCAUGACAAUGAAAUUGACAUAGAGAAACCUUGUAUUGAGGAGUUAGAAAAGUUUACUCCUGAAAGGACUUCCCAAAACACAGGAAAUAUGGGAGUAAAGUCAGUCGAAGAAAUCUGUGAUGAGACAACAUUGGUUGCUUAUAAACUUAUUGUCUCUAUGCUAGAUAAAUUAUUAAAAACAGAAGGUAUGCAUGCAGAUAUGUCAACACGAAUUUACUUGAAUGGUGGCUCAUCAGCUUCUGCGGAUUUGCAAGGUGCCAAAGAUAUGUUGAAAACUUCGAAAGAGCAGAUGAGGUCUAUUAUUUUUGUACGAACUGUUGAGGAGCUAAUACCUUCUUUGACAAAGAGUUGUAUCAGAAGAGUGAAGAAUUUGAUGGAGAGCUGAUAUAGAUUUCUUUCCCAAGAUGAUUCAAGUUUGUAAAAGGAGCAUAGUUGCUGGCAGACACCAGAGAUCAUCUGGAGUCAAUGACAUCGUGCACUUCUCGAGUCCAAAAUUGGAAUCAAAUAAAAAAUUCCCAACUGGAGAAAUUAUAAUUUUUGUAAACCAGUUAAUGCACUGGUGACUUGAAUCUCACUCUCUCACUGUCUAUUCAUUUCUCUAUCUAUCUGUAAAGUUCAGUAGGUUUAUGUACUGUUUUUGCUUUUGUUUGUUUGAAUUUUUCUUUAGACAUA